Messenger RNA from Pelagomonas calceolata, 1173 nucleotides. Lineage: Eukaryota; Pelagophyceae; Pelagomonadales; Pelagomonadaceae. The record is from the annotation of a GenBank genome assembly.
AAACGCAAGAUGAUCCUCACAAAUUGCGCCGCCUGCGCCGCCCCACUGGCCCACAACGCGCCGCGAUGUAUUAGAUGUUGGACCCGCUAUUGUGACUCGACUUGCCAGCAUGACCACUGGCGCCGCGGCCACAAGCAAAUGUGUAAGAAAAUACACCGCGGCGGCAACGCGGAGCAAUACCACGCCGACGAAAAAUACAAGGAGGCCGUCGCGGAGGCCGUCGAGGCGUGCGCGGACGACACGAAGGGCCAGACGUGCUUCAUCUGCACGCAAGCUUUGCAUUGGAAGACGAAGGAGGGCCUCGUGCGCGGGUGCUCGUGCCGCGGGACGGCGGGUUUCGUUCACGUGUCGUGCUUGGCAGAGCAGGCGAAGAUUUUGUACGCGGAGGCCGAGGAGAACAAUUUGGAUGAGAAUGCGUUAAAUGAGAGAUGGGAACGGUGGGACACGUGCAGCAUGUGCAAGCAAAUGUACCACGGCGUCGUGAGAUGCGCGCUCGGGUGGGCGUGCUGGAAGACGUACGUGGGUCGGCCGGAGGGGCACUGGGCUCGGUGCCCUGCGAUAAACCAGCUUGGGAACGGUUUAUCCGCUGCAAAUCACUAUGAGGACGCCUUGGCCGUGCGAGAGGCCGAGUUGGCUAUGAAACGGCGCAUUGGCGCAUCAGAAGAAAGCAUUCUCGUCGCGCAGAGCAAUCUUGCGAACACGUAUCAUGAUCUUGAUCGUUUUGAAGAGGCCGUGCGUUUGCGACGGGACGUAUACUCUGGAACUUUGAAGAUAUGUGGCGAAGAUAGUAGAGACUCUCUUAUAGAGGCCAACAAUUACGCGGCCUCCCUUGUUCAUCUAGACUCAGAGCGUUUUGAAGAAGCGAAGUCGCUGCUGCGCAAAGAGAUACCCGUAGCGCGACGUACUCUCGGUGAUAGUGAUAGACUCACGCUCAAAAUGAGGUGGAAUUACGCGGGGGCGCUCUACAAAGACGACGGUGCCACGCUCGAUGAUUUCCGCGAGGCCGUGACGACUCUCGAGGACGCGGGGCGAAUCGCGCGGCGCGUGUUCGGUGGCACGCACCCGCUCACCGAAGAAUUUGAGAACGGAUUGCAAGACGCGCAAGCCGCGCUCACCGCCCACGUGUCGCCGGAGGAAUGGCGCGCGGCCGCGAGAGGCGUAAAGAUCCACUAA